This is a messenger RNA of Trichobilharzia szidati, 3968 nucleotides long. NCBI's taxonomy places the organism in Eukaryota, Metazoa, Platyhelminthes, Trematoda, Strigeidida, Schistosomatidae. The record is from the annotation of a GenBank genome assembly.
ACUAACACGACACACUGUUGCAACAAAAUGAUCUCAUCGAAAUUAAAGCCUGAAAUCACCUGUCCAAUAUGUAAUCAAAUAUUUCAGACGCCUCUUCUACUUCCAUGUGGUCAUUCUAUUUGUUCUGGCUGCGUAAGCAAACUUCGUAAAACACAAGUCAUCAAAUCGAAUUCUAUCAUUCCACCACAAUAUCCAGCAGUACAGACAACUCAAACGACCACCACUAUUGAAGAUGCUGUAAGUGAAGCUGAUUCUGGUGUGGUUGUUUGUAGUGCAGAAUUGAACAACGAGUGUCAUUUAACAUCGUCAUUGUCAUCAUCAUCGUCGCCGUAUUCACCUCAGAGUAUUAGCCAUGCAUAUUCUGCACAUGAUUUAUGCCGUUUAUGCAACAGUACUGCUAGUCGUAAUAAUAACAGUAAUAAUAAUAACUGCUUAAAAAACUCGCAUAAUAAUCAACCUGGAUUACACUCGGAGAAUGGAAAUACUGAAACCCUACCAGCUGAUAUCCUACCGCAUAAUACAGCUUUGGAGAAUUUGAUUACUAGACUAUGCAAAGAUGAAGUUGGCCAACAUGACAAGGAGACAACAUUGUCUUCAGGCAGUGGCAAGAUGGAUAACGUCAGUUUAUCUUCAAUACGAUGUCAGCUGUGUGAAUCAUCGAAUGAUAUAUUAACCUUGUCCUUUUGUGAACAAUGCAAUCUAUGGUAUUGUAAAACAUGCUUAAAUCUAUGGCAUCCACCGACUGAUAUGUUGAUUAAGCAUCGUGUUACCCCGUUUAAUAAUCAUAAUCGGUUAGUGUAUUCAUCGAAACAGUCCAGCAGUGAAACAUCCGGUCCAGAGUGUGUAUAUCAUUCAGGAUAUAUAUGUAAUCUAUAUUGUAUCACGUGUUCAAUGUUUGUCUGUCUAAGAUGUUUAAAUUCAUCAGUGAAUGAAAGGAACUAUAAUUUAAAUCAUGUUGUCAACAACAAAAUGAUAACAACUGAUUCAUAUACUUCAGGCAAUUCUUAUUCGUUUGAAUGUUUAUCGCAUACAGGUCAUACAGUUUGUUCAACGAAUAUUUAUGCUAAAAGAGCAAAGACUGAUAUAUCAAAACUCUUGCAAAAACUAUCUGAAGAAGCUAAACGUGGCGCCGAACUUGUUCAAUCAUUGAAGAAUACUGAAGAUCAACUUAAAAAAAAUAUUUCAACUACAGAAGCAUUGAUAAAUCAUGAAAUUGAUACUGUCAUUAAUGCACUGCAAGAAAAACGUGUAAAUCUUAUUGAGAAGCUACACUCAGAAGUACAACAAAGACGCCAUUUUCUACGUGAACAAACUAAUCAAGCUGGAAAUAGACUAACAUCAACAACUAGUUUAAUUUAUUUCGGUGUGGAAAUGAUUAAAGAACGUGAACCAUCAGCUUUUAUUCAAGUUGCUCCUUCACUCAAACAUCGCUUGAUGAAUACAGAAAAUCAAAUUAUGCGUGAAACUCAGCUUUGCCGUGAACAAUGCCUUGGUGAUUUUCAACUACGUAUUGGUGAUACAAGAGAUUUACUUGAAAGGAUACAAGCGAUCUCCUUAAAUGAAAUUUAUCCUCCUCCUAUACCAAAAAUAAUUCUAUCUCAAUGUUUAAUUGAAAGUAACAGUAUUCAACUAGUAUGGGAUAUAAUGAAUACAUCAACUCCGUUAAAAAAUGAUGAAGUUGAACAAUACCACAUAAAGCGAUCCUCCACCUCGAACUCCUCCUGUCUCUUAAACAUUACAUCUGCUUCUAAUGAAGUUAAACAUACUUUAAACAGUUUUGAAAAUUUACGAGAGAAUCCCAGCGGUCACUGGAAUUCAAAUACAUCUGUAUGUUGUAAAGAUUUAUGUCAUUCAUUGUCGACUAGUGGCUUGGCAACACCUGUAACAAAUGUACGAUCAAGACAAAAUUAUCAUAUUCCCGAGUCGAUAUCAGCCUAUGCCUUAAUGACAAAUUCAUCAGGAGUAGAUGCUAACAGAGAUCAAUAUUUUCAACAAUCUGGCCAAUAUUAUAAUUAUCAACAUCAGAAUAUUCCUUUAUCUCUAUCAUCGAAUCAGUGUAAUCUGUCAGUUCCAUCGACACCAAACAUGAAUGGAUCGUAUUCAGUAAACACAUUGCAUAGAAGUAUAACUGUGAAUGGUGAUAUGAAACUUUUAUCAAAUAACAAUAAUAAUGAUGAUAAUCAUGAGGAAUCGAUAAAAUUCCAAUUGGAAGUAGACAAUGGACGUGGUGGACCAUUCAGGGUUGCAUAUACUGGAAGUGAACGUGUUUGUCGUCUGGAAGGCUUACACUUAAAUACAACAUAUCGAUUUCGUAUUCGAUCUACAAAUGGAAUAUGCCAAAGUGCUUACAGUGACAUAGUUGCAAUUAAAACAUCUCGUCUUGCAUCUUUUGUUAUGAAUCCAUCAUCUGGACCUAACCACCCUGUUAACGGUUUAAAACUGUCUUCUGAUGGAUGUACUAUCAGCGGUCAAGGGGAUGUAGAAGAUCGUGUUCUUUUAGGUGAUGUUGGUUUCUCAGACGGAAUUCACUAUUGGGAAUGGCAUGUUGAACAAUAUGACGGUCGGGGGCAACCUUCAUUCGGUAUAGCGCUGUCUCAAGUGAGCAAAGAUAAAAUGCUUGGUCAAGAUGAAUACGGUUGGGCAAUCUACUUUAAUUCCCAUCGAUCAUGGUUUCUUCAUCAAGGUGAACAUAGAGAUCGUACAGACGGUGGGAUAAAAAUAACACAUCAAGAUAUCAUCACUGAUACAAAUGGAAUCAGUCAAAAUAUCAAUUCAAGCAAAACUACUAAAAUUGGUGUACGAUUAGACUGUGAACGAGGUUGUCUAGCCUUCUAUCUGAAUGGUGAACCACAUGGGCCAAUAGCAUUUACAAAUUUAAAGGUUAAACAACAAGACGAGAAAUCAAGUCAGAGUAAAGAUAAUGUCAAAAGAAGGCAUCUAUUCUAUCCUGCAAUUAGUUUAAGUCAUUAUACUCGUGUACGACUAGUUUCUGGAUUAGAAGUACCCAGUGAAAGUGAAGAAGAAUCAGCAGAUGAUUCUUCAGAAGCAGAAUAUGACUUAUCACUGACAUCACCUCAGUUUCAUUUCAGUACAACAAGUUCAAAGAACUCUUUAAUCGAGUGCAAUGAUAACAACAGCAGUAAUAAUAAUAAUAAUACGAAUAACAAUGAUUCAGAAAAUAAAACCGCCAUCCCUUCUCCACUAUCUACAUGUUUAGUUCGUUCAACGACAACGCCGUGUAUACGAAAAUCUUCUAGUCCUAAUAUAUUACACAGAUCUACAAAGCAAUCGGUUGCACCGCCUAAACUAAUCACAUUUAGUCGUAAUUAACAAACAGAGACCGCAUUUUCAAAGUUUAUCGAACUAAUAACAUCUUAUGAGUUUAAUUACUUAUAACUUGUUCUGUUUUCUUUUUGUUUCGUUUUUUUGUUGGAAAGAAAAUGAGCACAUUUUAUUGUUUAUAUAUAUAUAUAUUGUAUGUAUAUGAUUUCAGUAAUACAGUAAGUAAUAAAUUUGUAACCAACACUCACUGUUUCUGUUUUUGCAUUUCAUCUAAUCCCAUCUCAUCUCAUCUCAGACUCUUUUAUUGAAUAAUAAUAAACAAACAUACACUUGGUUUGUUUUUUGUAUAUAAACUCAUCACCAAUAUUAAUUAGGAUACCAAUCUACUGCCUACCAAUACCUACCUACCUACUCAGGUGAUGUUUGUUUUUUGCCUCGCCGGGACGAUGAAGUUCUCCCUUAAUGGUGUUUUUUUCUCUUUUCUUUUCUUCUUGUCUACUGACUACGAAUUAACAAAUUUUGUAACAGACCUAUCUAGUCUAUCUAUCAUAUUCAGUCAGUUCGAAUAUUAAUUACUCAAAUCAAAAUAUUUUAAAAAAUGCCAGUCUUGUUAUUUCACUCAAGUGUAAACUGAUUAUGCAAUGAGAAAGUUUGGUUGGUUUCUUCACCUUGUUUUUUUUCUGUCU